AUGUCAACACACUACAAAAUAAUUUUCCUCCUCAGUCUCCUUCAGUCGCUAAGAGGUCUCGAAGUACGAUCAUGCGGAUCGGAGCCUUUGCCAUUUCAAGUGUCAGUUGAUGGUUGCGAUGCCGAGCCAUGCAAAGUUGUUAACAAGCAAAAGAUACAUUUUGAGAUCGACUUUAAAACACCUGCUGAUACUGAAGCUCUGAAGGCACAUGCAGAAGCUUUUUUGGAUAACCUUCAACUACCCUAUGAGGUCCCGAAGGAAAAUCAAAAUGCUUGUCAGUUCAUAACGAAUACUGAAUGCCCUUUGAAGGCAGGAGACGAAGUGACUUAUGAGCUUAGCUUCACAGUUGAUACUCCGAUCAUUCAGACUCUGGAUCUGAAGUUUGAGCUCAAGGAUGAUCGUAAUAGUUCAGUGUUUUGUAUUAGAACCAAAGUCUCGAUUGUAGAAAGUUAA
Molecule: messenger RNA, 453 nt
Organism: Culicoides brevitarsis
Lineage: Eukaryota; Metazoa; Arthropoda; Insecta; Diptera; Ceratopogonidae
Product: NPC intracellular cholesterol transporter 2-like
Exons: 2
Coding region: 1-453 (150 amino acids)
Biological process (GO): sterol transport
Molecular function (GO): sterol binding
Source: RefSeq, a predicted model, not a curated record